Manihot esculenta (cassava) is the source of this 846-nucleotide messenger RNA. RefSeq lists its product as uncharacterized. The record is from RefSeq and is a predicted model, not a curated record. The coding region runs from base 150 to 728 and encodes 192 amino acids. Lineage: Eukaryota; Viridiplantae; Streptophyta; Magnoliopsida; Malpighiales; Euphorbiaceae. The transcript is spliced from 2 exons.
CAACCUAAUCCGUGUAGGCUUCAUACAUACGUAGAAACUUUUGUGUAUAUAAGUUCUUAUUCAAGAAUGUCUCAAGCUCCAUUGUGGUUGUGAGACAUAAAGUUUAUGCACUUUCUUUUUCUUCUUCUUCUGAAAAAGAACUAUCAUCCAUGGGUGAAGGUGAGGAAAAAAUGGUUCAAGCUCCAGCAAUGGCCUCUGUGCCUAACGCAAAGCAGAAAGAUCAAUGGCUGAUCAUGGAGGCUGAAGCUGAUGAUGAUGAUGAUAACAUCUACAACGCAUCUUCAUCACUUGAUAAUUCAACUACUUCUAAUGGAUCAACGUCUUCAUCAGAUAUGGUCGAUGAUGCAUCUUCACCAACCUCUAUCAUAACCUCUUCUUCAAAUUCUAACAAUGGUCCUUUGUUUGAAUUUUCUCAACUCAUGGCCCAUCUCCCCAUCAAGAGAGGAUUAUCCAAAUAUUAUCAAGGCAAGUCUCAGUCCUUCACAUCUCUGUCAAGAGUAAUAAGCAUUGAAGACCUUCCAAAGAAGGAAACUCCUUAUAGAAGGAAGAUUAAAGCAUCUAAGAGCUUUGGGAAUGGAUUUGAUUCCCACAAAUCAUAUACUCUUCCAAAACCCAUCAUAUCAAAGAAGGUCUCAAGAGGUUCUUUGUCUUCUUUAUCAUGUCCAGGUAGAAGAGGAGGCAGUUUUCUGAAUAGCAGCAGGCCUCCUCCUGCUCCUGCACAAAAGUAGUUUCAAUCAGUUUUGUAGUUUUCAAGUUGCUUCACUUGAUGUAGAUACAAUCAAUGAACAAAAUUUUUUGAUUGUAGAUAAAAAAAAUCACAAUAAAGGAAUUAAUAUUGAGAUCAAA